Messenger RNA from Hydatigera taeniaeformis, 294 nucleotides. The record is from the annotation of a GenBank genome assembly. Lineage: Eukaryota; Metazoa; Platyhelminthes; Cestoda; Cyclophyllidea; Taeniidae.
AUGGAUUCCAUCAAGAAGAAGAUGAUGGCAAUGAAGCUAGAGAAGGAAAAUGCAUUGGAAAAGGCUAUAAAUCUGGAGAACCAGCUAAAGGAGAAGGCCAAGGAUUUCGAAAAAAAAGAAGAAGAAAUGAAUGACUGGCUUUCUAAAGUAAAGAGUAUCCAGACGGAAGUUGACACUGUGCAAGAAUCGCUCCAGGAAGCGAUCAGCAAGCUGGAGGAAACCGAAAAGCGUGCGACAAACGCUGAAGCUGAGGUUGCUGCUAUGACUCGUCGCAUUCGGCUUUUGGAGGAAGAU